Alligator sinensis (Chinese alligator) is the source of this 12110-nucleotide messenger RNA. It is a transcript of the gene EEA1, whose product is annotated as early endosome antigen 1. Gene Ontology annotation, molecular function: metal ion binding; 1-phosphatidylinositol binding. The record is from RefSeq and is a predicted model, not a curated record. Gene Ontology annotation, cellular component: early endosome. The transcript has 30 exons. Lineage: Eukaryota; Metazoa; Chordata; Crocodylia; Alligatoridae. Gene Ontology annotation, biological process: endocytosis. The coding region runs from base 1 to 4359 and encodes 1452 amino acids.
AUGCAGAAGCUUAAUACACAUGACAGUGAGGUGAUGCUGGAGCGUUCUAAUCAGGACGUGAACAAGCUGUGCUAUGUAUGGAGCUUCCCGAGUAGCAGAUGGGGUUCCUGCGCAGUCUGGUUCCCCCUCUUUCCUAAGCAUGCUGCACAGACUCCAGGCAGAGUUGGAUCCCAGAGCUCAGAUUCGGAUUCUUCUGCAACACCUGGAAAUGCAGUGGAUGUGAACAAUGAAAGCUCGUCAGAGGGCUUUAUUUGUCCUCUGUGUAUGAAAUCUCAUGGAUCUGCUGAAGAACUCUUCAAGCAUUAUGAAGCAGUUCAUGAAUCUGGCAUUGAUUCAAGCCAUGGAGGAGAAGGUCAUCCAUCACCCAAAAGAGAUGAAAUAUCACUACUCAGACAAGAAAUCCAAGACUUGCAAACUUCACUUAAGGAGGAAAGGUGGUACUCAGAAGAACUGAAGAAGGAACUGGAAAAGGUGCAAGGGCAGCAGCAGCAAGAGUCUAAGCCUGAUGGUUUGACACCUGCAUCUACAGAACUUGAAUCAUUAGAACGGCAACUAGAAGAGAUCCAAGUAGAAAAUUUUAAUAUUAAGCAAAUGAAAGACCUGUUUGAACAGAAAGCAGCUCAACUGGCUACUGAAAUUGUGGAUCUUAAGGCCAAGUAUGAUGAAGAAAUGAGUCUUCGAGAAGGUGCUGAGCAGAAAGUGAUGAAUUUGACACAAGAAUUGCAGAGAGAGAGAGCUGUAAUAGAGGACCUGAAGACCGAACUGCUGCAAAGGCCUGGUCAAGAGGAUGUAGCUGUUCUAAAGAAGGAGCUGGUUCAAGUUCAGACGCUGAUGGACAAGAUGACUUUGGAACGUGAGAGAGAAUCUGAAAAGCUGAAAGAUGAGUGCAAACACUUGCAGGAAGAAUAUGUUAAUUCAGAGGCCACCAUAAAUCAGUUGAGAGCUGAGCUUGCCAAAGGUCCUCAGGAGGUUGCUGUGUACGUGCAGGAACUACAAAAACUACAAAGCUCGGUUAAUGAACUAGAACAGAAAAAACAGAGUCUGACAGAAAAGCUUCUGAAGAAAGAACUGGAUUACACUGAAUUAGAAGAAAGGCACAGUGAAGUAUCCAUGAGUAAAAAGAAUAUACAGGCAAGCCUACAUCAAAAGGACCUGGACUGCCAGCAGCUUCAAGCAAGGUUGUCUGCAUCUGAAGCUUCAUUGCAGCGGUUACAGACAGAACUGGGUGAGAAGGGAGAAGCAAGCCAGAAACUUAAGGAAGAACUGUCAGAAAUAGAGACUAAGUACCAGCAUCUCAAAGCAGAGUUUAAACAGCUGCAGCAACAGAGGGAAGAAAAAGAACAACAUAGUCUACAACUCCAAAGUGAGCUCAGUCAAUUGCACAAUAAACUUCUGGAAACAGAGCGCCAGCUAGGCGAAGCACAUGGUAGGCUUAAAGAACAGAGGCAGUUGUCUAGUGAAAAACUGAUGGAUAAAGAACAGCAGGUGGCUGAUCUGCAGUUAAAACUAUCCCGUGCUGAAGAACAGCUAAAGGAAAAAGCAGCAAAUUUCACCGAAUUGCAGCAUCAGUUAGAUAAAGCCAAGCAACAACAUCAGGAGCAACAGACUCUUCAGCAAAAUACUACAGCAAAACUGCGAGAAGCCCAGAAUGAUUUGGAGCAAGUGUUACGUCAGAUUGGAGAUAAGGACCAAAAAAUUCAAAACCUUGAGGCCUUGCUGCAAAAGAGUAAAGAGAACAUCUCCUUGCUAGAAAAGGAAAGAGAGGACCUGUAUGCAAAAAUUCAAGCUGGUGAAGGAGAAACUGCAGUUCUUAACCAGCUGCAAGAAAAAAAUCAUAUGUUGCAAGAACAGGUCACUCAGCUAACAGAAAAGCUGAAGAAUCAGUCAGAAAGUCAUAAGCAAGCCCAAGAGAAUUUGCAUGAGCAGGUGCAGGAGCAGAAAGCACAUCUAAGAGCUGCUCAAGACCGCGUGCUCUCCCUGGAAACAAACAUUGCUGAACUAAAUAGCCAGCUCAAUGAAAGCAAAGAGAAAGUAUCCCAACUUGAUAUACAGAUAAAAGCAAAGACUGAACUGCUGCUUUCAGCAGAAGCUUCAAAAACUGCUCAGAGAGCAGAUCUUCAGAAUCACUUGGACACUGCCCAGCAUGCACUACAAGACAAACAACAGGAGUUAAAUAAGGUCAGCACUCAGCUGGAUCAGGUUACAGCUAAGCUGAAUGAUAAGCAGGAGUAUUGUACACAGCUGGAAGCUAAUCUUAAAGACUACAAAGAGAAACACUUUCAUUUAGAACAGAAAACUGAAGAACUAGAGGGACAGCUUAAGAAACUUGAAGCCGACAGCCUUGAAGCCAAAGCAAGCAAAGAACAGGCUCUCCAGGAGUUGCAACAGCAGCGGCAGCAGUGUACAGAGUUAGGCCUUAGGACAGCAGAAUUGAGCAAUCAACUCAAAGCAGAAAAAGAAGUGGUGUCUAAUACUAAAUUGGAUCUGCAGAAGAAAUCUGAUGCCCUUGAACAAGCAAAACAGCAUAUUUCAAAGCAAGAGGAAGAAAAAGCAAGCCUUAAAAGGGACCUUGAGAAAUUAAAUCAAGAGACAACCAAACAACUAAAGGAACUAGAUGGCAAUAUGCAAGUAAUGACGUUAGAGCUGCAGCAAACCAAGUCAGAGAAAGAUACUUUGUUAAAAGACCUCACCGUUACCAAAGAUAAACUAUCAAAAACUAAUGAAUCCUUGAAAUAUACAAAAGAUGACUUGGAAAAGGAAAAACAGAAAGGAAAAGCAGCUUUGGCAGAAACGGAAAAAUCAUGCCAAGAUUUAAAACAUCAACUCCAAGUGCAAACAGAAACUGUUGCUAAAGAACGGAAUGAGUUGAAAAAUUCACUUGAAAAACAGGAAGGGAUUUCUAAGCAGUUGACAGUAGAGCUUGAUUCAGUACGAGGGCAAAUAGUGGAAUUUCAGAGUUUUCUGAAAGAGAAAGAAAAGAGCGAACAGAAUCUCCAGGGGAAACUGAGAGAGCUAAAGGAAUCGUUUGAUCAGAAGAAAAGACAAAGUGAAACGUUGCAGGCUGAAUUAAAAGCUGCCCUUUUGGAAAAGGCAGAACUAGAGAACAAACUGCAGCAACAGACAACAUUGUCAGCACAGGAACUUAAAGCAGAGAAAGGAAGAUUAGCAGAAUUGCAGAUGGUCCAUGAAAAACAUCAAGAAAAUAUGGAAAAGCUUCAGUUGGAUCUUUAUGGUAAAGAGUCUGAACUGUUGGCAACAAGGCAAGACCUUAAGUCCAUAGAGGAGAAACUCGCUUUGGCUCAGGAGGAUUUGAUUUCAAGCAGGAAUCAAAUUAGUAGUCAUAAUCAGUUGAUCCAAGAACUUAAGAAAAUGCAGUCUAACCUGGAACAGGAUGUGUCAAAGAAAGAACAGCACCUGGAGGAGCAGAAAAAAAUGUUGCAAGAAAUCCAGAAAGACAAGGUUUUGAAAGAAAAAGAUUUGGCAAACGAAAAAUGUAAAACAACAGAACUCCAGGAAAUAAAAAACAGGCUAGAAAAAGAGACUGCUAGACUGAAUGAAGAGCUUAGAACCUACAAGCAAGAAUUGCAGAAGGAAGUGGCAAAUCUGAAGGAUGCCAAACAACUAUUGAUUCGGCAGAAACUAGAGCUACAAGGCAAAGUAGAUAACAUGAAUUCAGCCCUGGAACAAGAGAAGAAGAACCAGCAAAUUCUAAGAGAUAAGCUGAAGAAGAAAGAGGAAGACCUGAAGAAGGAAUAUGCUGAGCUUGAAGCUAAACUGCAUUCAGAGAUAAAAGAAAAAGAAGAAGAAAACAAAAAACAUGAGGAGGAAAAGGCCAAGCUCGCCAUGCAGUUCACAGCGCUCAAUGAAAACCUGGCCACAAUGAAGAAAGAAUGGCAGAGCAGCCAGAGGAGAGUCAGUGAGCUAGAGAAGCAGACGGAUGACUUGCGUGGGGAGAUAGCAGUAUUAGAAGCAACAGUGCAAAAUAAUCAGGACGAGAGAAGAGCAUUGCUGGAGAGGUGUAUCAAAGGUGAGGGAGAAAUUGAGAAGCUUCAAGCCAAACUUAUGGAAAUGAAGAAAAAGUUGGACAACACAACUGCAGCAAUGCAAGAGCUAGGCCGAGAAAACCAGUCGCUACAGAUCAAACACACGCAAGCCCUGAACAGGAAGUGGGCAGAAGAUAACGAGGUACAGAACUGCAUGGCCUGUGGGAAGGGCUUCUCAGUGACUGUGAGAAGGCAUCACUGUAGACAAUGUGGAAAUAUCUUUUGCGCUGAGUGCUCAGCAAAGAAUGCCUUAACUCCUUCUUCUAAGAAGCCUGUCCGGGUCUGUGAUACUUGUUUCAAUGACUUGCAAGGAUAACUGGUUAUCUCAAAUGACGUGUUACACUAAAAUUAAAAUUUCUGUUGAUGCACUUCGUACAGCACUCAGACUACUAUUCAGUUUGGACAAUGAUUGUAACACUUGGCAAAAUUUAGUAUAUUUUAAAAUGUUUACUGAUACCAAGUAAAACUAUUGUAUUUUUUGUGAGACAUGGGCUCAAAUCAUCCAUAGCUUAUUGCCAUUUACCCUGGAAAAGAGAUUUUAUGUCUAGAUUAGAAAUACCCAGUUACUUGUAAAUAAAGUUUAAACAGAGGAGUAACAAUGUAUUUUUUUAUCUUUAAUUUUUUGUUCAAAAGAAAAAUGUUUAUGUGAUAUUGCAGCUAAUUUUUGUUUCCUUUUGAAAUGAGGAAGUUGCAAAAAUCUGCCAGGACUUUGUGUAUCAAAUAUUGCUGCUUUAAUGGCAUAAUUACAAUUAAAUUGUUGCAUUUAACUGCAUAGCUAAUAUUCUUUAUAACCCACUAGUCAUUUUCUUUAGGACUUCCAUGUUUGCCUCUUUCCAGUUCUACAAUGAGAGCAAAUAACAGAAAUUGCAUGCAACCUCAUUGACCUCUAUAGGGUCUGCCCACAUGCAGCUUAUUGCAAUGUCAGUGCCUAAGUCAUUGCCCAACUGCAGCAUUUGGAUAUGGGGGCAUUUUUACAUGUACUGAAUGGUUCCAGUAUCUCUACAGACAAGGAAAGAACAGGAGAGAAAGUUUGGCUUCUUUCCUAGGAAUAUUAUGUAUCCUCUCUCGUUUUGAUGUAUUUGACCGUCCCAAUUAUUUGCAUCUGAGAGUGUUUAUUUAAAUUAUUUUUUUUUUAGUUCUGUUUUUACCUUGGUCACAAUGGAAGUCCACAGAAAUCCUUGGUUGGUCUUUCUAUCAGCUUUCCUAUGCUAUAUUUCCUACUAACAAGCUUUCUUUUGAGACUCCAGGAGGUUCAUAUGGUCUUGUUCCUUUCAUUGCACUUGAUGGAAGAAGGUGAGACCAGAUUGUCCGUAACAGAGUUGGUCUUUUCUGCUUCAUAUAAACUUGUGGUACUCAAUCAUUUCUUAAGCCUGGGUCUUGCUUGGUACAAUAGUUCCAUUAUUUGGCCUGCUCAUAUUGAUUAAGAAUGCUGCUGUUUUAUUUAUAGAAAGGGCAGUUGGGCUUAAAUAGGAAAAAGGAAUAUCUUGAAAACGUGAAAAAGUAAGUAUUUAUUCUCCCUAGCUGUGACACAGAAGGUUUUAAAGCAUUGCACAUAUACACAUACCCCUUUUUAGUGUGUAGGCAGAAAAAAAGGAAUAAGCGCUUACCUGCAAGUUUGAUUUUUUUUUUUUUUUUUUUUUUUGUCUGAAGAUGGGCACUUGGUGCUUGUGACCCAUUACAAUUGGAUUAUUCCUUCUCAGCUUCCAAGAAUGAAGACUCCUGUUUCCUUUAAGAGUAAAACCUUUCCAGCAUCAUAACAUAGCGCCAGCAGGUGGGGCUGUUCAGAGAAAUUAUGGUUUCUCAAUCUCCUUUGCCCAAGUUAAGAAGGCAAACUGUAAAUUCUAACUAUGAAAGAUCAGCCGUCUCCAGGGAAGCAUUAUUUAUGUCCUGUUUCCUUUCUUUAAACCAAAAAUGAAACCUGGUGGAUAAGAAAGAAACCAAUUUGAGGAAAUUCUGAAAUCCCUAUAUUCCUUUUUUGGGGAUGUGUGUGGGGGGUGGGGUGAAUGGGGAUUUUUUUGGGGUGCAGCCUAGUGGAAGUUAUGGGGUCACCCAAAUAGGGGCAGGGGGGUGUUCGUAAUGCAGUGGCUGCCCAUUUCAGUUGAGAAAAAAAUUAUGGGUAGCCUAGCAAAUUUUUACCUCAUUCCCUUGUAUGUGCCCGGUGCUUCCUCAGCCAUUACAGAUGGGAACUAGCCAAUGGUGAAACCAGUCUCUGAGUGUGUCAGGGAAAUGUAAACAAUGAAAUGGAACCAAAAAACCCUACAACUGGUCAUACUGGGGGACAUAAUAUAUGUGGCUUUUUUUCCUUGUGCUCCUCAUGUGAUAAUUGGUUUUAAUGAAGGAGCGUCAACAUUUUAUCUUAAAGUUGUAUCAGACAAGCACGCCUCUAAAGUGUUAGAGGUAUGCACUAAAAACCAGGUAGGUGCAUGGCAAAAUGACUUGAAUGAUAGGCUGUUGCUCUUACCAGCAACAUGACCAGAUGAAUCCUGUAGGCCUGAUGAAUGAGCUCUCACAAAAGAAGAUCUCUGAAAAAUUUAUAGGCCUGGUUAAAUCCUGAAUUAAUCUGUUGGGAAAUAAUGAUAUGAAUGCUUUGAGCCAUUUCUUAGGUCAUUCAUCCAAUCCUAGUUUUGCAGGAAAUUUUAAUUAAGGUAUAAUUUUCUUUAAACAGAAUCCAAACGUUCCAAAUGCUGCCUUUGUGCAAGGAAAUCCCCUUGUUGUGCAAAGAUAACUAUAUAAAUGGAUAUUUUUGUAGGACAAAAAUGUGGGUCAAGCAUUGCCUCAUUUAGGAAAAAAUUAUUUGUAAGGUUUCCAGAUGGAAAAGGCCAUGAAACUUACUAAAUCUUUUAAUCAAUGUAAUUGUUAGCAGGAACAAGUAAUAGAAAACAUGAAGAAGAUGCUCAUUAAAAAGAAAAGAUUUAGAGAAUACUUGAAGCAUCAAAUUAGUCCAUCUUCUACUAAUCUCUUGUUGGCGUCUCAGCUGGGAGACCACUAUAAGGAACUGGGAGAUGAGGGUGCUGGUGUGGGGACAGGGAGAAACAGGGUGUGGUAAACAGCUGCAGUGGAGAAGGAAUAAGCCACAAGAUUCCUCAGGUUUGGACCUUCAGAAAGCUAGGACUUGGACCCCAUCAUGAACACAUCUAGAAGGAACUCCAUUAUAUCCUUGUUUGUGAGAUCAAGUGAGACUAUGCUCAUUUCAUGAACACUGUGGGAGUACCAUCUCAAAAUCUUUGAGAAGUCCAGUAGAUGGUUUUGAUUUAGAAAUUUUAUUUAAACGUUCAUGCUUUAGAAAAGCUAAACUAACUUUCAGCACACUUCUCUCAUGCUGCAAGUCUGGAAGUUGGAGAGGAACCUGGAAUAGAAGUUUAGGGAAAACUUGGAGGUUCAAAGAUGCAGAAAAGGUAUCUGAGAGACUGGGUCUUUGGUUCACUAUUUUCUAUUUCUGUUACCUGCUUGACAGCCAAAUGGUUUGGUUUCUCAUCUUGUGCGUCCAAUUUGCAUCAGCUUGGUCGGUUGGCCUACAGGAUACCAUUUUAUUUAAAUGUAGGCAUUUAAUCAUUAGAUGCUCUUGGAGCAGAUUUUGCCCUUUGCACUUUUGGAUAGUACAAAGCAUAGCAGAUCCUAAUUUAAAAAUAGAAAAGGCAUGUUAAGUAAGAAACACUAACACUUCCUGUACCAGCUUCAUAGUAGAGCAACCCUUAAGCUAUUGGACUAUCCAGGCUAAGCCUGGUACUGACCUAGGCUGUAUCUGCAUGGUAAACUGGCAGCUGUGCCAUCAAGCAUGUGACAGUGUUUCAUCUGGAUUGCCUCCUAAACUAUAGGCAGUUUAGCUUGGAAGCAGCUAGUUGGCCUGGUCACACAGUGAUACUGAUUAGCUUGCCCAGAGCACUACACAGAUAGGACUGUACAGCUUCCAGUUUAGGCGCCAACAUGGUGUACCCAGGGGCACCAAUAUCAGGUGUGUUAAGACGCAACCUGAGCUGCUUCCGCAACUAUAGCUUUUGCUGUUCCUGUAGUUCAUAUAAUGUGCCUCUUAAGAAAAAAGUGGACUCUUUUUUUUUUUUUUUUUCCACCACCUCUUUGACCUCCCCAGCAUUUACAGACGUAGGGAGCUGUUAACAGGGCAAAAAAGCAGACUUGGGCUUGAGGAUUCAUGCUUGAAGGUCUUUUGCUUCUGUAGCAAUAUCCUGAGAAUUGUAAAACUAUUUCAGUGAAGCUUUAAAGCCCUGAAGCAAAUGGGUGAACUUCUCUUUUAAUGCUGACAUGCAAGUGUGAGAUCCUAAUUGUUUGGAAUAGCCACUGCAGCUGAUAGGUUUGGUGAUAGGAGCAACAGAGUGCUUUCACUAAGGUUGCUUGGAUGGGAGUUGCUGUCAGGCUCUGUCAGAAGGCAAGCUAGACCACUCUGGCACACAUGAAAGGAAACCUAGAAGGAGAAAAGCUUAAUCCCAAUUCUGCCUAUGCAUAUCAGCUAUCUUGGUGGUCUUGCAUUUUACAAGGGAAGUAACUGAAAGUUGUAGUAAAAAGGCACCCUGUUUAGCUCAUACUGACCUAAGGGAAGCCAGACAGGAAACAGAAAGGCUGCUGGCACCCAUUGACAGAUGUGGUUUAGAUCACUGUGCUGCAUCUUGUAAAAAUGAAAUGGAAAACAGUGGUAAAUGGAGAACUGUGCUGUGCUUAAGGAAAGCAGAGGAAUAGGCUAACUGGCACCAGUAAGCUACUUAACUGACUCAUGGAAGAAAAGCAAGUGAAGGGGGUGGGGGGAUAUUGCAGUAGGGAAAAGUGGCAGGCUCAGGCCAUGCUUGACAAACCCACAUGUGAGGGAAAAGAUCAGCUCAUAAGUCACUUUAGCUGCCUUAUUUUAAUGGUAACUGGUAAAUCUGGAGAAUGAAAAAGGUAAGGGGUUCUGCUCUGGGAGAUUUCCCUAACCUACAGAUUUACUGCUUCCUGGAGACAUUUCUGGGUGACAUUUUGCCCUGGUCCACCCCCCCCCCCAAAAAAAAAAAAGAAAAAACCAACCCAAACAAAAAACCAAACACAACAAAACAGCCAGGGGCCUGUGACUUCUUGCUUUCAAAAUGCCAGGAUUGAAUUUUUGCCCCUUGCUGCUAAAGUUGUCUGUGCCACAUAGCUGCUGACUCUGUUUUGGUUUGGAGCACUAAGGAGCCAGGGACCACAUGGUGGAUAUAACGUAAAGCAAGUCCUACCCCAAAUAAGGCUUUCCUACUGUAUUGCUGUACAAGGUGGGGUGGUGGAAGUGGUGCUAUUGUAACGCCGAGCCAUGAACAGGAGCCCUUUAGUCUUAGCUGGAUAAGCAGUGCUGGAAAAUUUUGUCCUUUGAUGCUGGUCUCCUGCAGGCUCCUGUUCUCAAAAAGUCCCCCUCUUACUGGGGACCAGGGCCCAAGGACUAUAGAAGAAAAAUUACAAUGGAAUAAAACUCCUGCCUCAGACUGGAGGGGUCUAGGAGCUGAAGAGGCUUCUAGCAGCGGUUAGACACUGAGGUGUUACAAGUCCUUCCUCUCUAAAUAGCUCCACCUUCUGGCACUACAGUGUUCUGUUUGAAAAGGAACGGGAGUCCUUGAAAGCUAAAGAGUAACCGAGGUGUAAUGGAUCAUGAAGUAAUUGGUGCCCACAAGGGAGAACAGUCUUGUCACUCUGAUUUAGACCCGAGCUCCUUACUGGAAAAUAUCUUUGUACUGAAGCAGGAAAAGACGUGGGGGACGUAAGUGUGAAGGAACCUUGCCAAUAUUUGCAGUACGUUGCCAAAAACAAUUGAUUUUUUUUUUCCAUUUGCUUGUUGGAAAAGAAGUGACCUUCAAGAUUCCCUGGAGAGCAGUAAGGAACUUUGAAAAACUCUAAAAUGUUUGAGUAACUUUAAAAGCAAUAUAGGGGUGAAAGUUUCUUGCAAAAUUGAAAAUGACAUGUGGCAAUAGGAAAAUGCAGGGACUUAAGACCAGAAGAAAGAUAAACUUGUCUGGAGGAGCAAAGUGAAAGCUCUGUAAUGGCUGCAAAGCUUGAAGACAUUGAGAACCGAUCUAGUGAUUAAAUGGAACCCCUCCCAGAAGCCCAGGAGGAUUUUUCUUUUAAUAUAAAAUAAACAAAACAGCAAUUUUGACAGCAUUAAUAUAGUUGUAGAUGGUCAAUAGAGUAAUGUCUUCUUGGCUGGAAUGCUCACUAAAUUAUAUAAGCAAUUCCCUUUGCUAUAAAAGGGGAGCUGCAUCCCUAAUUCCUCAGCAUUCAAGAGAAGAACAUAAUGCCAGAGCACACAGAACAAAAGAAUUCACAUAGGCAUCCAAAGCCAUCUGUAUGGUUAUAGAACUAUCUUGAUCAAUUUUUAUUUUCCAAAUGGAAACUCCUGUUCUUGUCUUCAAUUCCAUAAUACAUUUUUUGAAAUUAACACCUACAUACUGUCUAACCAGAAAUCACUACGUGAUUUGCUUUUUAGAAAUAGCAAUAACAAGGAAGUAAAAUCCCUCUAUAGAAAUUUAUCUUUGUGUCUUUGGGCUAUUCCAAACAAAGUUUGUGUGCGUGCGUGUGUGUGUGUGUGUUGAGACACAAAGUUUAGACCCACCUUUGUAAGAUUUUAAAAUAUUGGGGGAGGAUGAAAGGGGGGAGGAAGAGCAGGGCAUUUGGUAGUAAAUGUAAACUAUUUUUGCCUAUGUCUAAGACAUUGCUCAAAUUUACUAUGCACUCAUUAUAUAGCAGGUAUGUGAGUAUCCUUUCACUGGAUUACAUAGAGUACAUUUCAAGACACUAUAUGGAAAAAAUCUAGUGUUAACUAUUUCGGAACAAUGAUGUUAAACCUCCAGCAAAUCCUUUGCUGCUUUUUCCUACAUCUUCCCACCCUAAAUUAAACAAUUCAGCCUUCAUUGCCUGCAUUUUGGGGAUGGAAAGGGGUGGGGAGAAUGAUUUGUGGAGGGCAUGUUAAUUGUUUAUAUGUCAACAGACCAGAGCUGGCAGGUCCAGAUCUCCUGCUGUUGGCUUUAUUGCAAAGUACUUUGCUGUAUUAAGUUAAAUCCCAACUCCUGGCACCAAAGGGACUUUAAAAGAAUGUCUCACUGGGUUAGCAGAAACCAGAACUUUUUAUAAUCAUGUCUCCCAAAUGCUGCUUGUAUAGAAUUUGUCACUUUUGUAAGAAAAUAAAAACCAACAAAAAAUAUCCAACCCACCACUUGAUGCCAUAUAUGAUUUCAUUUAAACUACCUCUCAGUGUAAAAUCAACCAAUUAGUCCAGUUUAAUAGGGUUUCCGAACUGUAAUGUUAUGUAAAAGUUCUAGUGACUGCCAAAUUUACAAACGUCUGUCACCAAAAAAGUAACGUCUUUUUGUAUGCGUUUAUCCAAUAGAUUCAAACUAUUGUAAACUCGGUUGUAUUCUUUUAAUCUCUGUCUUUUUAGUCUUACAAACUCCAGUUAUUGGGCAGGAAAUAAAUCAUUGCCACAAGCUUUCAUAGUUAUGGUCUGUUGGACUUUCAACAGGUCUCAUAUACAGCUUAAUUGUAUGGCUUGAUGAAUGGUAUUCUGUAAUGGGUGUGCGCCACAAGUUAUAUUGUCUUGUUUGCCUCUCUUCUGAAUUUAAUGAUCAGUUUAUUGUUGCAGAUGUGAAUAUUGGGCAUACAGUUUACUAAUUUUCUGUAUAAUUGUAUAAAAUAGAAUGGGAAAAAUAUUAUGUUCUUACCCAGUAUUUCUAGGUAAUGUAUUAUGGAUAGCCUUAUAAUGCAGUCUUACCUACAGAACACUGCACUUCUUUUAAACUGGAUUAUAUGUUCAUGGUAUGUAUAGGUAGACUUUGCAUGAACAUUCUUUUUCAUCAGAGUUUGAUUCUUUAUGUCCUACUUUCAGUGUGUUGUGUUUACGAUGUGAUCAUGUAGUUGUGCCUUAUUGUGAAAGGGUUUAGUCCAGUAUGCACUGUAAUUCCUAAACUCUGCGAUUGGAAGGUGACUAUAGUUGCAGACAAGAAAAUGACACCAUGCAUCACCUAAUUCUGUAUAAAAUAUGAUGGAUGGCUGUUCAUUGAAAUGUUACUUUUGUUUUCUAAUCUGUUAAAGAAAUGAUAAUAAAAUUACAUCUUUCUGAUA